GGAGAAAAUCGAAUGAAGACGUUAUUCAGUACCAUAUAGCUACCAGUGUUGUGUAAACAUACAGUAAAUGAUGUAUGUUUCGCCAGUCAUCGCGUUAUUACUUUUAUGCUUAAGUUUAAACCUGGGGCUUCAGUGUCGCAACGCAAGCAUCGACUUGGGGACAGGAUGCAACGAUACAAACGCCACUUCCGUCAACUUCGAGUCCCCUUCUCCUGACAACGACAAGUACGAUUUUGUGGUGAAUCGGCUGCUAGAUGACAUCACCAUCGACGAAAAAACAGCCAAGUCUUUCCUUCAACCUAGCCCUGAAUGGGAGUAUGACAAUCUUUUAGAAGCACUGCGUACUGAAGUUAGAGGCGUCGAUGAAAAGCACCGUCGACUUAAGAGAAGCAGACGACCCCCGCCCGAACCCAGAGUUCCAGAAACGUGGCACGUGCCCGGCAUAAAAGAAAAGACACCUUACUUGGAAGGCAGGACAUUCAAAUCACUUCAACAGCUGAGUAGUAAAUACGACUACUUCAAGUACAAGAAGUGGCCAGAGAUAAAAAGAAGUGGAAAUCGGGGCACAGGCGGUUGGUUUCUGCCCAAGCCUGGGAGAUGGCACGCCAACUUGGAGAAGUCGUAUGUAGAAACACCGGAGGGCGCCACUUGGGAGAACGUCUACGCUGUCCACAAAGAUCACUUCGAUGAGGGUGUCUCGUUCGAAUAUGCUUGCCUGAUUUACAGCUGGUACUAUUGCAACAGAAGGGGGAGAUUCUGGACAUCCAAUAGCGUGCAGCAUAACAUGUGCCCACAGCCAUGCUUGAGCAACCCUUGCAACAUCAGAGACCAUGCAAGCCGAUGUCAACAAACAGGGCCUUACCAAAACCCUGACUACAGCUGUUCGUGUGAACUGGGCUGGCAAUGGAAUAAUAGGAGGAAAAGAUGUGAUGACAGGAAUGUGUGUAACACUAACCACAACCGAUGCAACAGUGCCCACACCAGAAAUUGCAUCGAAGGCAUCGGUAUGGAUCACAGAUGUGAAUGUCUGGAUGGCUUUGUCGGCGAGUUCUGUUCGGAUGAACGAAACCCAUGUGUUGAAGAUGGCGGCCACGACGCAUGCCAACCUAGAGGCAGAUGCGUGCCAUCCAUGCGCUCUCACAUCUACUCCUGCGACUGUGAUGAUGGGUGGUCGGAUGAACCUGAAACCGGCGGACCACAGUACCCAGACUGUAGGCAUAAAGACGACCCCUGUGGGAGGGUGGCUUGUAUGAACGGCGGAGCCUGCGAACACUCCCAGAACGGCGAACACGUUUAUUGCGUGUGCAAUGACGCGUAUGUUGGAGAUAGGUGCCAAUAUCGAAGACCAUACUUGGGACCUUGGGAAUCCUGGGGACCAUGUUCUGUGACGUGCGGGGCCCAGGGCAUCCGGAAAAGGAGACGGCACUGCGAAGAUCCCGCGGGCCUGACUGAUUACGACUGUUCGGGGAAAAACUUUCGGGAGGAGGAGGAGGUUUGCCAGCCGGCCGUCUGCAAAUAUUCUGGUCGAUGGACCAGCUGGGGGGAGACGACUCCAUGUACCGUGAUCUGCGGGCAUGGAUACAGGACAAGGUCCAGACACUGUAGAUACUGCAAAGACCCCGAAUGUGUGGAGGAAACCCAACUGGAGGCAGAACACGGGUCGCCUUGUGACGGCAUCGCCCAGGAAAAAUCCCCAUGUAACACUCAACCAUGUCCAGCUGAAGAGCUAGCUGUCAAAUACUUCAAGGAGACGAGACAUUUUUUCGGCGAUAAAAACGGUGAAGUUUCUGCAAAAGCACCUCUUACAUUCUUCACCGAAUUCAGGGGUAAGUAUUUCGGCGAUAGAGAUACUCUUAUCACAGACUACGAAGACAUCGACGCCGAUGAGUGUGCCCGCAGGUGUCUGGAGGGUUAUGGGGACUAUGACGGUGUCAACCCGAUAUGUAAGUCCUUCAACUGGGAAAAUUAUCCUAUGAGCGUGCUGAUUGCACAGACGGCCAUGAUCAUCCCGGGAGUCGAUCCUUCCCAAUUCAAAGCCUUGGGCAGUGGGGGUAAUCCCCGGAAAUGCUGGCUACACCGCGAAAACAAGGACACACACCCGGCCAAUCCUGAAUGGAAUCAUUGGCCAAGCCGCAUCUACUUUCAAAGGAAAGAAAAAGAAGAAGAAGAAGAAGAAAAUCUCUCCAAAAUUGUUGCCCCUGGACCUAGUGGAAGAGGCCCAUCGCUAACUGCUUUCCGUGUGCUUGUAGCUGCCAUGAGUCUCUUGACAUCGGCUCUCUUCUAGGACAUACAGUAUCAAGAACAAUCAGCAAAGCAUACAUGCAUCUAAGGCGCACUCAUUGAUUCUAGUUGUAGCUUAGAGUGAUGGCAUCAGUUUUAACGUACGAAGAAAGAGACCUUCGGCUGUUCAAGUUGUCACUAACCUGAGAUUCUUAACCCUUAUGGCAAGUCCUGGUUAUAUAAUAAUCUACAAUCAUCGUUAAUACAAAAGAAGUCACCAUCUUUAUUGAUUUGAAAACAAAUAGUCUUAACCUGUUACAGACUUUUGCCGGAAUUGAAGCUAUACAUAUGUGAAAACGUCAUCAACGUUCGUCGAGGAUUCCAAAUAGUGUUUCAAUCUCAUGACAGUCAUUCUAGUCCAGUUGGAAUAAACAUGAGGAUUUGGCUCGGCUGGUUGUAGAUGUACAGAAAGAUUCACCUGAGCAGAACGAAAGACCAACGUUUCUGCCAAGGUUCCCUCCACUGAAACACAGUUCACGGCAUAGCUGGGGCACUGAACAACAAAAGACAGAUGGAUCUAGCAAUACUGGAUUUCACUAAGGCCUUCGACAAAGUCCCACAUAGCAGACUUAUAUCAAAACUGGAGUACUAUGGAAUUCAAUGUACUACAUUUAACUGGUUAAAGACUUUCUUGACGAACAGAGAGCAAACUGUAGUGGUAGAAGAGAAGGCCUCAGCUCCAGUUAAAGUAGCGUCGGGAGUUCCGCAAAGGACUGUCCUGGGACCAUUGUUCUUCCUCUUGUACAUAAACGACUUGCCAGACCA
Molecule: messenger RNA, 3045 nt
Organism: Branchiostoma floridae (Florida lancelet)
Lineage: Eukaryota; Metazoa; Chordata; Leptocardii; Amphioxiformes; Branchiostomatidae
Exons: 11
Coding region: 68-2284 (738 amino acids)
Source: RefSeq, a predicted model, not a curated record